AUGACAUACCUCGGAACUUCAGACGGUGGACACGGCAACAUUUUCAUGCGGGAAAACAAUUCAAUGUUUACCGCAGCACAUGUGCUGUUUGAUGAGAACCUCUUUCCUCGGUGCUCUGAGUCAAACAGACACAAGUCUAACCGACUUCCUCAUUGGAAAGAUCCACAACCCACCAUCCCACCCGAUGAUGACGGCGAUGUUCCGCCUCAUCAACACUAUCCUCCUGAAAGGAGACCGGAUCCGGAGCAAGACGUUGCACCGCCCGCUGUACCACAGCGUGAUCCGAGUCCGCCGCCACAACCCCGGAAUGAACCGCCUGCUCCUUUACAAGAGCCUAGGCGUUCAGGUCGUGAGCGGAGAGCCCCCACUCGUCUUACUGGUGGCAAAGGACCUUUGCCUACCGAACAGCAGAUAGAGCCACCUACGAAGGGUGCUCAGAGGCGUGCUCAAGGUCCUCAGCCAGGUCGCUCCUCGGCAGGACAAGAGUCAAAUGAUCAGAAUCAGGUUCCCGGACCUAGUUCUGAGCCAAACACCUCUGGCCACGGCGAACCUUCGGUAGCUCCCGGUGACGAAGCUGGUAUCCUGGCUAGACUAUGUCGGGAAGGGGGAGCCGAAUUGAUACAUUUUCUCAUGGCUAAAGCUGUCCCACUUGAGGGGGAGUUUAGGCCCGCUGAGAACGUCCGAGAAUGGACGUACAAGGACAUAGCUCGCUUACCCAAAGCUGAGCGGGAUGAAUGA
This is a messenger RNA of Stereum hirsutum FP-91666 SS1, 738 nucleotides long. RefSeq lists its product as uncharacterized. The transcript has a single exon. The coding region runs from base 1 to 738 and encodes 245 amino acids. The record is from RefSeq and is a predicted model, not a curated record. NCBI's taxonomy places the organism in Eukaryota, Fungi, Basidiomycota, Agaricomycetes, Russulales, Stereaceae.